UGCGCCUCUGCAUCUCCGCAUUCCCCUCCCCGCGUUUCACAACCUCCACUCGCCGCCUGCCAGGAGACGCUGGGGCGCUCCGUCGCCAAGGCCCUGCCGCGGAUUCCUGCGUUUUCCUUGCCGGACUGCGGGCAAGGAAAGAGAAAGGCGACGCAACGCGUGCCGAGUUAUGGGCAUUCCGCCACCACGAGGGACGCAGCCCGUGCAGCGCACGGCGAGCUGGUGCCAAGGACCAAUGCGCGCCGCGCACUCCGGCCACGUCGUAUCGUAGCGUCACCAGGCACGCUCUCGCGGAUUCAACGCCGGACUGCCGAGGCGGGAGCGAAGCCGCGCCGCAUUCACCCGCGUCGGGUGAUAAGCGCUGCUCUGCCGCACCGCGCUCCAUCCUGCCUGCCGCGACGCGUGCAAGCACCGCGAAGCUGCCCGUCACCACACUGACGGCUGCGCGCGUCGACGGGCUCAUGCGACGCCGCGACGCGCCCAGAGGCAGCGGCGGCCGUCGUGCCGCGAGCCGGGGCACAUAAGGCGUCCAGCCGCAUCCUUCCAAGCACGGCUCUAUGCAAGCACGGCUCUAUGCAAGCACGGCUCUAUGCAAGCACGGCUCUAUGCAAGCACGGCGCUGUCCAACUGGGGAGAGCACCUCACCUCCUGCAAGAACGCGCUCGGACUCGCCUCAACCUCAACCUCGUCAAACGAUCCGCUGGGACUCGCUGACCUCCACCCGCCUUUCACUUGCUCCUUUCCCUCCGCCCGCCGCAUUCCCUCGCCGCCAUGGCGCCGGCCCUUGCUCGCUCCGCUGCAAUGCGCGUGGCGCUGCUGCUCCUCGUCGCCGCGCUGCCACCCGCCCAGUCAGCGUGGCCGGCACCAACCAAUCCCAACAAGCGCGUGUCCCUCACGCGCCAUGCGCACGCGCAGCUCGUGCGGCGCCGCCAGCAGCAGCAGCAGCAUCGGCCUUCCGCCGCCGUCGUUCACGGCGGCCCUGACGGCGCCUCGUUCGCCUCGUCCGUCGGCUUCCCCCUCGUCCGCCCCUCGUCCGCCCCUCGUCCGCUGACGGCGCCACCACCGCCGCUGCUGGUGCUGCCAUACUGGCGAGCGGCGGGCCGAUCAAGUACCACGGGGACCCGGUGGUGCUGGGGUGCCAACUCCGGCAAGGACCUCAUCGACUCCUUCGUCACGGCGCUCAGCAGCGAGUCCGGCGCGCAGGGCGCGCAGGGGGAGGCGAGCGUGAAGGGGUGGUGGGCCAUCAGCGCGAGCUACUUCCAGUCCAGCGGCGGCGGCAGGAAGAACGUGAGCUCCAAGGUCCGCCUGGCGGGGACGGUGGCUGACAGCUACUCACGCGGCAAGCAGCUGUCUGACGAUGACGUGCUCGCCAUUGUGAAGAGCAAGGUGGGGGCGGGCAAGCCCUUCGCCCUGGACGCCCACGGCAUCUACGUGCUGCUCACCAGCGCGGACGUGACGCUCUCCUCAGGCUUCUGCUCGCAGUACUGCGGGUGGCACACGCAGGACUCCCUCAACUCCUCCCCCCUGCGCUACGCCUUUGUGGGCCACCACGGCCAGUGCCCCGACGCGUGCGGCGUGGAGAGCACGUCCCCGAACGGCAAGCCCGCCAUCGACGCCACCAUCUCCACGCUGGCGCACGAGAUCACGGAGGCUGCCACGGACCCCGACGUGAAUGCAGGGUGGUUCGACGCGCAGGGCGAGGAGAACGCGGACCUGUGCUCGUGGAGCUAUGGCAGCACCAAGACGGGCACCCAGCAGAGCGGGCAGACCUACCGCUACAACCUCGUGGGGCUCAACGGCCGUCGCUUCCUCGUGCAGCUUAACUGGGACCGUGCCCAGCAGAAGUGCGUCCUCCAGAACGCCCUCCCCAGCGACGGCAGUGGCGGCGGUGGGCCGACGCCUUCCCCUCCCCUUCCUCCCCCGACCGGGGGGAGCAUGAAGAUGAGCUGUCAGUGCACCUGCGCCAGCGCCAGCAACCCCAUGGACUGCCAGUGCUCCUGCACCAAGACCGCAUGACUAGGGGGGGACAAAGAGCGCCAUAUGGUUGAUGUGGGAGGUGGGGCGGGUGUGAAUUAGGAUCCUGGAACCUCUCCUUGUCCGUGCCUAUUUCCUCCUUACGUUUUUCCCUGUGUUGCUGCCAACCUUUCCAUAGGCGGCUUUUGUGGCUCCUGUGUUGCAGAAAGAGCU
Closterium sp. NIES-67 is the source of this 2187-nucleotide messenger RNA. The record is from the annotation of a GenBank genome assembly. NCBI's taxonomy places the organism in Eukaryota, Viridiplantae, Streptophyta, Zygnematophyceae, Desmidiales, Closteriaceae.